Nicotiana tabacum (common tobacco) is the source of this 3229-nucleotide messenger RNA. RefSeq lists its product as uncharacterized. The record is from RefSeq and is a predicted model, not a curated record. Lineage: Eukaryota; Viridiplantae; Streptophyta; Magnoliopsida; Solanales; Solanaceae.
GACCCAAUCAUCUUUCUUAACUCAUCCACAUCCACAUCCGCUUUCUGCUGUCCAACCAAACUUCUUCUUCUAUCCAAGUGAAGUUAAGCCAUUCUUUUUAUGUCACUUAAUUAUGUAGUACCCUUGAGGUUGAGGCUGAGGGGAUAUACUAUUUUUUUGUGGAACAUAGUUUGAGUAUCAAAUAUUCUCCCCAAUGCCAGGAACAAUCCAAGUUUCAGUGUUGGAUUUCAAGAAUAUAUCAUCUUCAGCACAGUCUUCCUCAAUUUGCUUAUGGGUUUCCAUGGGGAAGAGAGCAUACCAAACGUGGGACAAAGGAGACUUCUCCUUCCCAUUAACAACAUUUCGCGAAAAUUUGGUUGUUAGACUUCAGGAUGCUGAGGGAAAUGAGAUAUCACGUGCAGAAGUUCAGACCUUAUCCAUAGUUGAGAAGGGUUAUUGGGACGAUUUUUUCCAACUUGAAGGAGGUGAUUAUGUACAUAUGAAGUUGCAAUUCAUUCUCAGUGAAGAUGAACGCAACCGAAUUCGUAAUGUGAGAGAAUCUGCUCUGAAGAAGAAACAAUACAUAGUUCCUGCAACAAAUGUUGAAUAUAAAGGAACAACUAUUCCUGUGGGAGAUACAUUUGCAUCAUCUCUGCCCAUCAGAAGGAAGUUUUCAGAUAGAAGUGAAGCAACCUCAUCUUCACCUGUGAAAGAAAUGGUUCAAAUACAAUAUUCUGAGCCUGACAGACCAUCAGCUAAGAAGCUUCAAACUCCGCUAAUACGUGAUUAUAUUUCUGUAAAACCUGUUAAUGAGCAAGAUGCUCAGUCUAUGUUGAAGAAUGAUGUAGCUGCAAAGAAAGAGUCUCUGCCUCAAAAGACGAUUGUUGAUCCAUCUAAUAAGUCUCAGGAUCAAAGUGCUCAGUCUAUGUUGAAGAUAGAUGUUGCUGCAAAGAAAGAGUCCAUAUCCCAAACGAAGAUUGUUGAUCCAUCUAAUAAACCUCAGGAUCAAAGUGCUCAGUCUAUGUUGAAGAUAGAUGUUGCUGCAAAGAAAGAGUCCAUAUCCCAAACGAAGAUUGUUGAUCCAUCUAAUAAACCUCAGGAUCAAAGUGCUCAGUCUAUGUUGAAGAUAGAUGUUGCUGCAAAGAAAGAGUCCAUAUCCCAAACGAAGAUUGUUGAUCCAUCUAAUAAACCUCAGGAUCAAAGUGCUCAGUCUAUGUUGAAGAUAGAUGUUGCUGCAAAGAAAGAGUCCAUAUCCCAAACGAAGAUUGUUGAUCCAUCUAAUAAACCUCAGGAUCAAAGUGCUCAGUCUAUGUUGAAGAUAGAUGUUGCUGCAAAGAAAGAGUCCAUAUCCCAAACGAAGAUUGUUGAUCCAUCUAAUAAACCUCAGGAUCAAAGUGCUCAGUCUAUGUUGAAGAUAGAUGUUGCUGCAAAGAAAGAGUCCAUAUCCCAAACGAAGAUUGUUGAUCCAUCUAAUAAACCUCAGGAUCAAAGUGCUCAGUCUAUGUUGAAGAUAGAUGUUGCUGCAAAGAAAGAGUCCAUAUCCCAAACGAAGAUUGUUGAUCCAUCUAAUAAACCUCAGGAUCAAAGUGCUCAGUCUAUGCUGAAGAUGGAUGUUGCUGAAAAGAAAGAGUCUGUGUCCCAAAAAAAGAUUGUUGAUGCCUCUAAUAAACCUGAGGAUCAAGGUGUAUUGGAGAAAACUCCUAGCAGUGUCAGGAAUAUGAUAAGUGCGUUUGAAAUCGGCCUUGCUCAGAAGAAGGGGAGAAGAUCGCUUACAAGGAAUCGAGCAUCAAAAUCCCAACCAAAUUUAGUUGGAAUAGGAGGCUCUGUAAAAGAUUUGGAUCCAGAGGACACUGCAAGGCCUAAUAAGAUGAGUUCACUAAGAGUAGAAAGACCUCUUAAUACUGGGAACUUGCCAGAACCUCAAAGUAAUAUUGGCAAAAGAGGGGAAAUUAGUUUUCCUGAGCAAGAUAUUGUUGGUAAAGGACAGCCCGUGUUCCAUGAAAAGUUGAAGCAGUCAAGUGUGUACAUUGUCGCAUUUAAUGAAGCAGGCUCAAGUCAGCAGGAAACUUUAAGAUCUGCUGAAAAGGAGUUUAAUACUGGAGCUACUUCACCUGUAGAUUUGAUGAGAGGAGAAAGUAGUUCACUUGAGCAAGAUAUUGUUGGUACAGCACAGUCCGUGUUCCAUGAGCAGUUGAAAGAGUCAAGUGUCCACAUUGUCCCAUUUAACGAAGCAGGCUCAAGUCAGCAGGAUACCUUAAGAUCUGCUAAAAAGGAGCCAAAUGCUGUAGCUACUUCACCUAUGGAUUUGAUGAGAUUAUCCAACCUGGAAACAGCUACUAGCUCCCAAAGAAUUAAUGUGGCUCAUUCAGAUAUGCUGAAAGCUAAUAAUUUAGCUGCUGGCCAAGAUUGUUCCAAUGAUCCUUCAGUUGCAGAACAACGAAACACAGAAAUUAGAUCAGAGGCUUUACUAGAAGUUCAUAUUGAAAGGGUUCCAAAUGAGAAACCAAAAUUAAUAGCGUAUUGCGAAAAUGAGCAUUAUGACUCUGAAAAUUCUGGUGUAUGGAUAUUUCCGGAUAACAAAAAUCGUGUCUGUAUAACAACUGCAGGCGAAAGCGCAGUGCAUUUAUUGGAAGAUUGCCACAUUGGAGUAGAUGAUCAUCAAAGGAAUAAGAAACCACCUAAGCAAGAAAUUACACGGAAGCGUGGUUUUUUCCAUAAAAGUGACUCCACGAUAAAGAAAGGAGAAGAGAAGCCACAAAAGCCAAGAAAAUCUCAGUCUGAGAGCUCUGGACAAAAUGGCCCUUCUGGACCCAUUAGACAGGUGAUAAAAAUUGCAGUUAUUGUAGGGUUUGGAAUAUUAGUUCUCCUCACCAGACAAAAAGAAACCAGGAGAAAUGACAGAAAAUCGAAGGAGUUUUAUUUCGCUAGUCCAGAUUUCAUCGAUCAGUUGGCAUCUUCAGAAGAAAAAUGGAGUCUAUUAACCGCAGAAGGAAAUUGAUUCAUCGCCUUCUCCCAAGACAAGGCUAACCUUUUGGCGAUCUUGUUGGCUUCAUAAAGGAUAUAUCUGGUUGAAUUGCACUUUCGUUGAUACUGAAUCUUGUAUUUUGGAAAUAAUGGUCUGUCACUCUUUGGCAUUGAUCUAAACAUUUCUUUUCGUGCAUUUCGCAAUGUAUUUUAAAUAUUCUUUCUCCGUAUAUGUAAGAGAAACAGCCAUUUUGGUUAAUAAUGAGUACAACACAUCUUUCCUGUA